CAACCAGCGUCCGGUCUCCUCAGCGAGCUCGGCAAGCAAGGGGCGGUGGGGGGUCAAAGAUACGCAGAGAAACGGGCUGCUGGUGGCGAAGAUGGCGGAUGGGGACAGUGGCAGUGAGCGCGGUGGUGGAGGCAGCAGCAGCGGCGGAGGGGGAGGAGGAGGAGGCGGCAGCGGAUUUCAGCAAUACCAGCGGGAAGUGGAGACCCAGGAGCUGGCGUCGAAGCGGCUGGACAUUCAGAACAAACGCUUCUACCUUGAUGUAAAGCAGAACGCCAAAGGCCGGUUCAUCAAAAUCGCCGAGGUUGGCGCUGGGGGCUCGAAAAGUCGGCUGACCCUCUCUAUGUCAGUUGCGGCAGAGUUCCGCGACUACCUGGGGGAUUUCAUAGAGCACUACGCCCAGCUUGGGCCUAGCACCCCGGAGCAGAUCGCUCAAUCAUCCGGUGGGGAUGACAGCGGGCCUAGACGGGCCCUGAAGAGCGAGUUCCUGGUGCGUGAGAACCGAAAAUACUACCUCGACCUGAAGGAGAACCAGCGGGGUCGGUUUCUCCGGAUACGGCAGACCGUCAACCGAGGCCCCGGUUUCGGAGUUGGAGUGGGUGGCAUCCCCGGGGCUGGCCUGCAGGCCGGACAAACCAUUGCACUACCGGCUCAAGGCUUAAUAGAGUUUCGUGACGCUUUGGCCAAGUUGAUAGACGACUACGGGGGAGAUGAGGAGGAGCUGGCCGGCGGUGGAGGGGCCGGGGGCUACAGCGAGCUUCCGGAGGGCACCUCGAUCAUGGUGGACUCCAAGCGGUUCUUCUUUGACGUUGGGUCCAACAAGUACGGAGUUUUCUUACGGGUGAGCGAAGUGAAGCCCAGUUACAGAAACUCUAUAACAAUCCCCUUCAAGGCGUGGGGCAAGUUCGGGGGAGCGUUCAGCCGCUACGCCGAGGAAAUGAAAGAGAUCCAGGAGCGGCACCGUGAUAAGAUGUACGAGAGGAGAGCCGGAGAGGAGUCGGAGGGCGACGACGUGGACGACGAUUGAUGGAGAGGUGGUUACAUGUGAUGAAGCUGACAACAUGAUGCAAAGCCUGGCGUUAAACAGAGAGAGAUGAACGACUAUUCUGUGCAUGACGAAUCGAACU
This is a messenger RNA of Perca fluviatilis (European perch), 1124 nucleotides long. Its product is annotated as transcriptional activator protein Pur-beta. The record is from RefSeq and is a predicted model, not a curated record. The transcript has a single exon. Gene Ontology annotation, molecular function: DNA-binding transcription factor activity, RNA polymerase II-specific; RNA polymerase II transcription regulatory region sequence-specific DNA binding; purine-rich negative regulatory element binding. Bases 92 to 1024 code for a protein of 310 amino acids. Gene Ontology annotation, biological process: regulation of transcription by RNA polymerase II. NCBI's taxonomy places the organism in Eukaryota, Metazoa, Chordata, Actinopteri, Perciformes, Percidae. Gene Ontology annotation, cellular component: nucleus.